AUGAUUUCAUUGAAAAUAGCAAUUUUAUUUAUUUCAUUAAUAUUAUUCGACAUAACAAAAUCAAUAAAUAUUGAUGAAGAUUACGAUGAUGAUAAUGAUGAUAUACAAGAAUUAGAAGAUUGCCAAUCUGAAAUUGAUUUUAAAACAUUGAAAAAAACUGGAACAAAUCAAUUAUGUGAAACAUUAGAAAAACCUUCAUUAAAAUCUCGAAUUCAAUUAAAAAUUUUUACAAAUCAUACAGAAGAAAAAAUUCAUAUUCGCGUUUUAUCAUCAUUAAAUAAUUUGAAUGAAAAUAAAUCUUUAAUUGAAUUAACAACUGAUAUAAUUGAAGAUUUUAAAUAUCCAACUAGUUUAUUAUCAAUUGAUAAUUAUCAAUUGAUUUCAUUGAAAACGUUUCGGACAAUUUUACUGUCAUUAAUUAGUGUUGAUUUUAAUUUACUUUCAAAAAAUUUAAAAAAAACUUUAUCAAUCGAAAAAGGACAAGCUAAAGAAAAACAACAAUUAUUAAGUUGUUAUGGAAAUAUUUAUCCAAAACAAGAUUCUAAAUUAUUAAAUAUUAAAUCAGCUUUUGUCAAACCGAUAACAUGUACAAAAGAACCACAAAAUGAUAAAUUUUUUACAUUACAAGAAAAAAUUUAUCUUCAUCAAUCAAAUGAAAAAAAUUUUCGUUUAGUUCAAAUUCAUCAAGAUGAUCCAAAAAAAAUAAGUCGAACUACUUGGUACACGUGUUUAAAUCCGAAAUCAUGUUCAAUUGGUUUACAAAAUAAAUCUAUGUUAGAUAAAACAGUUAAUUAUGUUUUAAAGUUUUUAGAAAAAAGUCGAACGGAUAAGAAAAAAACAUAA
Messenger RNA from Rotaria socialis, 843 nucleotides. NCBI's taxonomy places the organism in Eukaryota, Metazoa, Rotifera, Eurotatoria, Philodinida, Philodinidae. The record is from the annotation of a GenBank genome assembly.